This is a messenger RNA of Daphnia carinata, 947 nucleotides long. RefSeq lists its product as uncharacterized. The transcript has 3 exons. The coding region runs from base 6 to 797 and encodes 263 amino acids. The record is from RefSeq and is a predicted model, not a curated record. Lineage: Eukaryota; Metazoa; Arthropoda; Branchiopoda; Diplostraca; Daphniidae.
CAAAAAUGAAAAUUGCAUUGGUAUUUGUUGUGUGCUUCGUCUCCCUGACUUUGCAGCAGAAUGUCUUUUGGUCUUACCCAGGAAGACGCAUUCCUUAUUACUCCAUGUACAACCAUAACAUCCAAGACGAUCUGCCCAUUCUUGCUGCCCUCGAUCCUGCCGGACACCCACUUUAUCCAAACAACUAUGGUGCCCGUGCACAAGGUGGAUUGCAGGAACGCACGCUUGAAGAGUCUGAUCUUUUCCAACAGCUAGAACCAAAAGCGGAAGGCAGAACAUUUGGCCUCAAUAACUUGGUGAGCGUCAUCUUGAGUUCGCUGUCGCUCUCCAGCACGAGCACAACAUACACAACGACCACGUCCACCAUCACAGCCGGAACGGUGUUGACGUGUUUUACCAGGACGAUGUUCAAUUCGACCACAGCUUGCCGGAGAAAGCGAGAUGCUUUGCUGAUGAUUUCCGAAGUGCUGAUUGGAGAUAGUGACGAUGAGGACGAGCCGUUCGGCGACGAACAGGAAUGGGAUGACGAGUUGCCACCUUUGCCGAGAGCAAAAAGAGACGUUGAUCCAUCCCGUUUAAUUGUAUCCUCUAAAACUGAAAGCGAUGUGCAUGUCAACGAUGUUGCCCCCAAGCAAACUGAAUCAUCAGUUAAUGGCUAUUUCCGUCAAAAUCGGGCCAUUGUUACAUCAUCAUUGACUUCAUAUACUGUGUUUUAUUCGACCAGCACAAGGAUUGUAACGAAUAUCGCCUCAGCCAGUGGUCUGUCUUGCCUGCCAUCAGGAUUUACUCUUUGCUAGUUUCAAUACCAUCACAAUGACACGUUAUUUAUAACCAACAAACCACUUCUAGGCUAAGAGUUUCGGCUAAUGUUUCGUUUAAUUCAUAUGAAAACAUGUUGUAGGCUAUUCUGCAGUAGUUACUUGAUUAAUACACCAUUUCUGCAUCUA